GAGGGCUGGCGACCCUUCUCGAAGGCUCUGGUCGGGAGAGGUCAGUGACCUGUUUUCAUGUCUGGUCUGGUCUGCUCUGUGGCUAGGAACUCAUGCAUACCUCUUCUUGCGGUAGGUGGCCCUCUUCGCGCCGGUAGCCGAGCGCUUGUGACGAGAGUCGCGUGAGAUACCCAUGUUGACUAUUUGAGGGGGACUAAAAAAAAAUUAGUUGAUGGUUCGAUCAAUCGAUAUAUGAUCCUGAUGCCUGAAUCCCUUCCACUGAUUCGACUGCGAUUGUGCGUGUCUGUGUGCGUGCGUGUCUGUCUGUCUGAUGUCUGUCUGUGUCUGUGUCUGUGUUCGUAUUGUCCCAAGGUUUCCUCCGAUGUCGAGGUAGGUAUUGUGCGAAGCACCAAACCGAGCGCGAAAAAUUUUCGUACUUCUCAAUUUGAUAUCUGUAGUCGCCUUCUCCCAGCACCGAAUCUUUCUUCUUUUCUUUUCUCUUUCUUUUUUCGUUCCAGGUAUCGCUCCACCGGAUCGAGACCACCAAACUAUGUGACUUGAAGACUGAAGACUUGACGACUGACGGGACGGACUGACUGCACG
Messenger RNA from Aspergillus heteromorphus CBS 117.55, 582 nucleotides. RefSeq lists its product as uncharacterized. The record is from RefSeq and is a predicted model, not a curated record. Bases 232 to 540 code for a protein of 102 amino acids. Lineage: Eukaryota; Fungi; Ascomycota; Eurotiomycetes; Eurotiales; Aspergillaceae. The transcript has a single exon.